GGCUAUACAGACAGAUAAAAAUCUUUAAGGUUAUUGUUAGAUCAUGACUUUUCUGAUUCUGUUUUCUGUCUUUGGUUUGCUAGAGGGAGCAACACAUCAAGGGAUUCUAAAUCUGUAUCACCAAAAAUAUAACGGGGAUGGCACCUACUAUGGGGCAGGAACAGGUGGCACCUGUAGCUAUCCACCUCCUAGUAUGCCCCCUGUGGCCAGUCACUUAGACAAGCUGGUGGCUCUCAAUGCUCCACAGUUCUAUGGAUCUCUUUCUUGUGGAAUGUGUUUUAGGGUUCAUGGAAGUGGACAUGGAGCUGGAAAUGACCCAAUUACUGGAACCUUUACAACCUACGUCAAAGACCUCUGUCCGGAAUGUCACGCCGGAUCUUUGGACUUGGCGGAGAAUGGUGACGGAAGAUGGAAGAUACAAAUACAGGCCAUCCAAUGUCCGGUUGGAAACACCAAGAUCGAGUACAAAUUUCAAGGCAGUAAUCACUACUAUCUGAAAUUACAAAUACGAAAUGCAAGAAUCCCGGCUACCCAAGUGGAGAUGUACCAACCAAAGUCGCAUAGAUGGUCAGCAUUACGUCAUACCACAGAUGGAUUCUGGGUAUUUGGCAGUGACCAUGUCGAUAAACCAGUGGUCACUCCAUUCAGAGUACGUCUGACCGCAGCCAAUGGGGAAACCGUGGUGGACCACAUCCCAAAACUGGCAAACGACGCUGUUAUACACGGUGAUGGGGUACAGUUCAGUCUCGACUCCUCCUUACCUCAUUAACCAUUUACAUUAGAUCCACUGUAC
Saccostrea echinata is the source of this 793-nucleotide messenger RNA. RefSeq lists its product as uncharacterized. NCBI's taxonomy places the organism in Eukaryota, Metazoa, Mollusca, Bivalvia, Ostreida, Ostreidae. The record is from RefSeq and is a predicted model, not a curated record. Bases 44 to 769 code for a protein of 241 amino acids. The transcript is spliced from 6 exons.